Molecule: messenger RNA, 1294 nt
Organism: Suncus etruscus (white-toothed pygmy shrew)
Lineage: Eukaryota; Metazoa; Chordata; Mammalia; Eulipotyphla; Soricidae
Gene: ZMAT3
Product: zinc finger matrin-type 3
Exons: 6
Coding region: 271-1134 (287 amino acids)
Molecular function (GO): zinc ion binding; nucleic acid binding
Source: RefSeq, a predicted model, not a curated record
CUCCUCCGCCGCCUCCCGGUUCCGCAGUCACUUCCUGCAGCUGUUUCCAUCCGAGUCGGCACCGACCGACUUUUGACAGCCCGCGGGGAGCCGGCCCGACGGACGCUUCGGCCCGAUCGGCGGAGAAAGUUGCGCCGGGAGAGGCGGAGCCGAGCCAAGACGGGCCCGGCCUGGGGGUGCGCGAUUCCCGGGUGCACCCGGUGGGGGGUUCCGAUUUGAAGACCCAACUUUUCAUCAUCCCUUGGAUUAUGCUCAAGACUUUCCUACCCAAUGAUCCUCUUGCAACACUCCACGCUUCCUCCACCUAAGCAGCCCUCAUCCUCUCCUCCUAUGUCAGUAGCCACUAGGUCUACAGGAACCUUGCAGCUUCCACCACAAAAGCCUUUUGGGCAGGAGUCUUCUUUGCCACUGGCUGGGGAAGAAGAAUUACCUAAAGGCGGGGAGCAAGACUCUGCCCUGGAGGAGCUAUGUAAGCCCUUGUACUGCAAACUCUGCAAUGUCACCCUGAAUUCAGCACAGCAGGCCCAGGCUCAUUAUCAGGGAAAAAAUCAUGGUAAGAAACUCCGAAAUUACUAUGCAGCGAACAGUUGUCCUCCUCCUGCCAGGAUGAGCAAUGUGGUAGAAUCUGUGGCUACCCCAGCUGUUCCUACACAGAUGGGAUCCUUUAAGCCUGGAGGCCGAGUGAUCCUGGCCACCGAGAACGAUUACUGUAAGCUCUGUGAUGCCGCCUUUAGUUCUCCGGCUGUGGCUCAGGCUCAUUAUCAAGGGAAGAAUCACGCCAAGAGGCUACGGCUGGCAGAAGCACAGAGUAACUCAUUCUUGGAAUCCUCAGAGACUGGUCCACGAAGGAGCCGGAAAGAAGGGAAUGACUAUAAGAUGAUGCCUAAUAGGAGAAAUACGUACACAGUUCAGAAUAAUUCAGCAGGUCCUUACUUUAAUCCCCGCUCACGUCAAAGAAUCCCGCGUGAUCUGGCCAUGUGCGUUACUCCAAGUGGCCAGUUUUACUGCUCGAUGUGUAAUGUUGGGGCUGGUGAAGAGAUGGAAUUCCGGCAGCAUUUAGAGAGCAAGCAGCAUAAAAGCAAGGUGUCCGAACAGCGGUACAGAAAUGAGAUGGAGAAUCUGGGAUAUGUAUAGUGAUUGCUGUGUUACAUAGAGCAGCUUGUCCUGCCUGUUGUCUGCCAUCUGUCAAUAUGUCCUGCUUUGUGGUCCUUUGACAUGAGCACAUUCCUAUGCUUACUGUUAAAACAUGUAGCUGUGCAGUGGUACUAUGAGAUGUCAAAACUGGGGAAGGGAA